This is a messenger RNA of Uloborus diversus, 984 nucleotides long. RefSeq names its product WASH complex subunit 3-like. The record is from RefSeq and is a predicted model, not a curated record. NCBI's taxonomy places the organism in Eukaryota, Metazoa, Arthropoda, Arachnida, Araneae, Uloboridae. The transcript is spliced from 3 exons. Bases 1 to 984 code for a protein of 327 amino acids.
AUGGAUGGAGUUAUUGAAGCGAUAGUUGCCGUGUUCAACUUAGUGAGAAGUCUCGGGGACGUGGUGAGGGUGGAGUUGGCGGCCAGGGAUCAAGUGAUUGCAGGUCUCAGGGAGGAGCUGAGGGAGGAAAGGGAAAGAAACAGGCGUUUCAGGGAAGAGGUUGUUCGAAAUGUGAACAACCUCUACCAGGAGACUUUCCACAGCGACGCUCCCUGGGAGGAAGAUCCCAGCCCACCCCCCAGCCCCGAUGACGACACCUCCUCCAUGGAGGACGAUGCCUCCACCUCCAUGGAGGUGGACGAUGAUGAUGACGACGAUGAUGAUGACGACGACGAUGAUGAUGAUGAUGACGAUGAUGAUGAUGAUGGUGGCGGAGACGCCCCCGCUCUCCUGGACGUGCCCGGAGCCCAAAGUCCAAGGGUUUCCGGGGCCCCAACUUCAAGGCGUCGAAUGUGGGGAGCCACCACGUCCAGGAGGCAGUCAGGUAUUUUUAACCCUCCUUUUGCUCCAUCAGACUCCCCAGCGCCGGAAGGAGGCCGCACAGAGGACGCAGCCCCUGACACGCCCGUCUGCCCGGUGAUCAUCACGGUGACUCAACCGACUCCGCCCGAGGAGGGAUUUACCGAGCAGAACGGGGCUCAGGAGGAGGAGGUGGAUGAGCAGCGCGAGCCGGACGACGACGACCCAGGGAGGGACGGAUCAACGGACGCUGCCCUGCACGCCGAUCCCGCGGACCCCCCGCCCGACGACGACGACGACGAGGACGACUCGUCUCCACCGAGUCCUCCCCCGCCGUCGCCGUCGUCGGGCUUGGGGGCCCGAGGGACCCGCGUGCGCCGGCAGGUGCAACUUUACCAGGCGCCCGCCGACUCCCUGCGCCGCCGCCCCCGGCUCCCGCCUCCCAGCCGCCGCCCCCGCCGUCGUGGAGACGUGCGGGAUAUCCGCAGGGUGCGGCCCUCCCCGAGUCCGCCUUCCAGCGACUGA